AUGUCUACUAGUAACAUCAAUGUUGAAGGUCGGGAUCGUGAUACUAGAUUACACGAAACAAUAAGACUUACUAUUGAAUCUCAAGAAGCAAUGCUCCGUAAACUUUCAGAAUUGGAAGCAAAUAAUGAUCAACACCAUAUAGUACUAGCAAGUAAUGAAGCAAAAGACAAAUUGGUUAUGGUCAGCCCUGCAAGUGACCAGAAUCCUAGUGUCCAGCUUCAUGAAGAUGACAAAAAGGAUCACGUUAAAGAAGACGUAAAUAAGCUCGUCAGAAGCCCAUCAUUGAAUAAUCGUACUGAAAGGCAAGAGAAUAAUAAACAGGUGAGUCGGGAAAACAUUUUGGAUGGAUACGAGCUGCUAUUCGAUGCAGCAGCAAAAGGUGACUGGCUAAAGGCUAACGAAUUUUUUAAGACUAAUCCAACAGCGAUGAGCCAAGUGAUCACAGUUCAAUCACAGACACCAUUGCAUAUAGCUGUUAUUAAUAGGCAGUGGAUGUUCGUGGAGGAGAUUUUGAAAGUCAUGCCACCGGAAGCCCUUGAACUGAAAGAAAGAUACUACCAGAAUACAGCACUUCACCAAGCCGUCUGGGAUGGAAACACUAAAGCUGCUGAGAUGAUGUACCACUCCUACUAG
Molecule: messenger RNA, 633 nt
Organism: Papaver somniferum (opium poppy)
Lineage: Eukaryota; Viridiplantae; Streptophyta; Magnoliopsida; Ranunculales; Papaveraceae
Exons: 3
Coding region: 1-633 (210 amino acids)
Source: RefSeq, a predicted model, not a curated record